Closterium sp. Naga37s-1 is the source of this 1599-nucleotide messenger RNA. The record is from the annotation of a GenBank genome assembly. NCBI's taxonomy places the organism in Eukaryota, Viridiplantae, Streptophyta, Zygnematophyceae, Desmidiales, Closteriaceae.
AUGGAGGCAGCAGGCACGCGCAACCGCUCCUCCGCGCGUCACGGCGCGGCGGUGGCGUUCAGCGGAAGCGUGCGCCGUUGGCGCAAGCAGUGGACCGCCGUGGGGCCCACCCGCCGCCUUCUCGUCCUGAGAUGGACGCCGCAACCGCCCCGCCCAUCAGGUACGCCAUACGAGCUCUUUUCUCCAGCAGCCCAGCCCACCCACCGACUGGUGGUGCUCCGAUGGAUCAAGGUACGCGAGCGCUCCACCCAACACCAUCAGGUACGCGAGCGCUCCACCCAACAGCAGCAGAAGCGUGCGGCCGUAGCGCAAGCAGUAAACCGCCGUGGGGCCCACUCGCUGCCUGCUCGUCCUCCGAUGGACGCCGCAACCCCCCCGCCCAUCAACCCCUCUCGUUGCUGCCUUCUCUCGCGCCCCUGGGGUAGUCCCAGACACUGCAGCCCCCGCGACCCACAGGUACCGGAGGAGCUGGGGGCGCUGGAGGUGUCGUCCACAGGCCUGUCGUCGCUGCUCAACGCGGAGAUUCGGUUACUUGCCUUGCAAUCGCCUGGAGGAGGCUCGAGAGGGGAGGCAGGAGGAGCAGCAAUGAGUGUGGGGCUUGGAGGUGCAGUGAAGGUCGCGACACAGGCACAGGGGCACGGGGGUGGGGGUGCUGGUGGGGGCGUAGGGAUGCGUGGGGGAGGGGAUGGGGAUGGGGACGAGAAUGAGGAGGAGGAGGGUGGGGAGGGGGCUGGAAUGGCGAUUGAUAUUGAGAAAGGUGAGGGAGGGGGUGUGGGGAAGGGGGGAGAGGGAGAGGAGGAAGAGGAGGUGGAAGAGGAGGAGGAAGAGGAGGAGCAGGAGGAGGAGGAAGGAGGUCAGGAAGGGGAGGAGGAGGUGGGGGGAGAAGAAGAGGAGGAAGAGGAGGGUGAUGAGCAGGAAGGGGAAGAGGAGGAGGAAGAGGAGGAAGAGGAAGAGGAGGAGGUGGUGGGAGUGGAGGGUUCAACUCCUAUGAUUGACGAUACAGAAGCUGAAGAGGAAGCAGAGGAGGUGGAGGAGGAGGAUCAAGGGGAGGAGGGAGAUGAGGGGGAGGAGGGAGAUGAGGGGGAGGAGGGAGAUGAGGGAGAAGGGGAAGAUGAAGGAGAGGAGAUUGAAGGGGGAGAGGAGGGGAAUGAGGGAGGGGAAGGGGGGAUGGACGGAGAAGGAAGAGGGGAUGAAGAGGGGAACGAGGGAGAGGGGAAUGGAGAAGAGGAAGAGGAGCAACUGGAGGAAGAGGAGGAGGUGGAGGAGGAGGAAGAGGAGGGAAAUGCACAAAAGGGUGGGGAGGGAGAUGAGGGAGGAGACGACGAGGGAGGGGAUGAGGGAGAUGAGGAGGAGGAAGAGGAGGGGGUAGAGGAGCAAUUAGGUGAUGAUGGGAUGGGGGAUGCUCAAGAGGUGGAGAAUGAUGAGUAUGAGGGGGAGGAGGGUGGGGAUCAAGAGGAGGAGGAAGGGGACGGGGACGAGGAGGAGGUGGGAGAGGGGGAAGAGGAAGAGGGAGAGAGGGUUGAGGAGGAAGAUGGGGAGGGAGAGGGGGAGGAAGAGGACGGAGAUGAGGACGGAGAUGAGGAGGGAGAUGAGGAGUGA